Molecule: messenger RNA, 1096 nt
Organism: Prosopis cineraria
Lineage: Eukaryota; Viridiplantae; Streptophyta; Magnoliopsida; Fabales; Fabaceae
Product: cystinosin homolog
Exons: 8
Coding region: 82-900 (272 amino acids)
Biological process (GO): L-cystine transport
Cellular component (GO): vacuolar membrane
Molecular function (GO): L-cystine transmembrane transporter activity
Source: RefSeq, a predicted model, not a curated record
GACAAACUGAUUAUUUGUAAUUAAGCUCUUCUUAUUAUAGAACGAAGCAUAUUAUCUCAACCAAGCAAGCCUUUACCAAAAAUGGCUUCAUGGAAUUCACUUCCUCUCCACAUUUCUUACGAGAUCGUGGGUUGGCUUGUUUUUACUUGUUGGUCUAUCAGUUUCUACCCACAAGUCAUCUUGAACUUCCGCAGGAAAAGUGUGGUGGGAUUGAACUUUGAUUUUGAGGUGUUGAAUCUCACCAAGCACACAUGUUAUUUGAUAUACAAUGCAUCUCUGUACUUCAGCUCUACCGUACAGAAGCAGUACAAAGACAAGUACGGUCAGAAUGAGAUGAUACCUGUAGCAGCAAAUGAUGUUGCUUUCUCAUCCCAUGCUGUUCUAGUCACAGUUUUUACCAUUUUCCAGAUGGCAAUCUACGAACGUGGGAAUCAGAAAGUGUCAAAAAUAACUUGUGGGAUUCUGUUUGUCGCUUGGACAGUUGCUGCAAUAUGCUUCUUCAUUGCUUUGUCCAAUCAUCAUUGGCUGUGGCUUCUCUCAAUACUCAGUAUCAUUCAAGUUUGCAUGACAGUUAUAAAGUAUCUGCCACAGGCUGUGAUGAACUUCAAGAGAAAGAGUACAGAAGGAUGGAGCAUUGGCAAUAUUCUGUUGGAUUUUUCUGGAAGCAUAGGAAACUAUGGUCAAAUGGUUAUACAAUCCGUAGAUCAAGGUUCUUGGGCGAACUUCUCUGGAAAUAUAGGAAAACUAACGAUAUCUCUGGUUUCUGUAUUCUACAACAUUCUGUUCAUGAUCCAACAUUAUAUACUGUAUCGGCACAAAAAAGUCUCAAACUCAGAGACCCCACCACCUGAAGUCGAGAUCAACAUGUCUUCUGAUAGACCAGUGGCGAAGAUUGUGUAGGAUUUAGUGUGUUCAUCAUCUAUCUUUGAAAUAAAACCAUUCUCUAGACAUGGUUAAUCCAUGUAUUUGAGAUGAGUUACAGUUCUAUUUGUUUUGUAUGUCGUAUGAAUUUGGGUCAUGAUAUGUAUGCCCUUCAUCAAGUAACUAGUCAAUAUAGAUAAAGAGAGAACAGAAACAAGGAAAUUUUGCUGGUUUA